GGAGAGUUCUUGCAGCUGCCUUGUGCGCGCUCGUUUCCCCCGCCUCGUUCCUUUGACCGCUUCCUCCGUCGCCGCUGCUUCUGCUUUGACUGUGAACAUCUCAUCUGCCUCCCCAUCCGCCAUCCCCUGCACCUCGUCGCUCUUCCUGCGGUAACCCUCACGUGCCAUCCUCCACCCCCGGUCGCUCUUGGCUCCUCUUCUCGCUCUUUUGUGUUCCAUCCGCCUUCCAGCCACCUACUGUGCCGCCUCUCCAACAGCAUGGGCAAGCUUUUGGAGCCGUGCCAAUUCGUCAAAUGCGUAGCUCGCUUUUAUCCUCUAAACCAGACUUCAGCAACCAGGAGCCCUGGAGUAGUGUGGGAUUCCAACUUCCAACAUCUCCCGGCCAGCCAGCCAGCCCCGAAUUGGGCUCUAACAGGCUCGGAAAGCCCAGGUUGGACAAGGCUGCUACAUGUUUUGCUCCAGCGCCUUCCUGCUGUGACUACCCCGCCCCAUCGACUCUCUUGUCAUUGGCGUUUUCCCUGCGCUCUUGCCCAUUGAGCCGGCCUCCUCGCUUCUGUAUUGUCCAGAGACCUGCCUUUUCGAAACAUCCAUUUCUUCUUUGACACACUUGGUAUUACGCUUAUUUAUUAUGCUCCAACCAGAAUUUCCACUGGUUACAAAGACAUCUUUCCAGACUAAUCUUCCUGGCCCCUGAAUGGCAUCUUUUGUUCAUUCCUGCUUCUCCCGUUCGUAGCAAGUGAGCUGAAAACGCGUGUUUCUUCCUGGUCUAUCUUUACUUGAGAGAUAGAAAACGAGCUAGACUGCAGGUGGACAUAAGCUGAAAAGCAGUAUUUUGAUGGAUCCUGGCCAAAGUGGGUGUGCAGAGCAACCCCAGGAUGAAACAUGGCUGAGGACCCUCAGAGAAAUUUCCGAUCCGUUUAUUAUGAGAAAGUAGGAUUUCGUGGUGUUGAAGAGAAGAAGUCAUUGGAAAUCCUUCUGAAAGAUGAUCGGUUGGAUAUUGAGAAGCUUUGCACAUUUAGUCAAAGGUUUCCUCUGCCAUCCAUGUAUCGGACCCUGGUAUGGAAGGUGCUUUUAGGAAUUCUUCCUCCUCACCAUGAAUCACAUUCAUUUGUGAUGGAAUGUCGAAAGGAACAAUACAGGGACGUGCACCAUGCUCUUCAAGUAAUUCGCUUUAUCCAGGAUUGUACUCCACAGGUUGAAGUUUUCCUCCGGAUAUAUCAGUUGGAAUCAGGAAAGCUGCCUCGAAAUUCAUCUUUCCCGCUGGAAGAUGAAGAUGAGAUAUUCCUUGCUAUUGCUAAAGCAAUGGAGGAAAUGGUGGAAGAUCAGAUUGAUUGCUACUGGCUUGCUAGUAGUUUUGUAAACCAGUUGAAUAAGUACAAGGAUUCAUUACCACAGCUGCCAAAACUUCUGGAACAGUACCUGAGCCUUGAAGACAGCAGGCUGCUAACACACCUGAAAUCAUGUUCAGCAAUGAGCCACCUGCCUUAUGAUUUUUGGUUCAAAAGAUGCUUUGCCGGUUGUCUACCUGAAUCCAGCUUGCAAAGGGUUUGGGACAAGGUGAUUAGUGGCUCUUGCAAAAUUCUUGUCUUCAUUGCUGUUGAGAUCCUAUUAACCUUUAAAAUGAAGUUGAUGGCCCUGAAUAGUGCUGAAAAGAUUGAACAGUUUUUGCAAAAUAUACCUCAAGACAACACAGAUGCCAUUGUGAGCAAAGCUAUUGAGCUGUGGCACAAGCAUUGUGGGACCCCUGCUCACUCCGUCUGAGCCUGUGCUUUCCACUUGGCAUUUCUGUUUCUUCCUUUGUUUUAAUGUGCAUCUUCUCACACCCCAAUGUAACUAAUUAAAAUUACUAAAAGAC
Messenger RNA from Varanus komodoensis (Komodo dragon), 1855 nucleotides. RefSeq names its product TBC1 domain family member 7 (gene TBC1D7). The transcript is spliced from 8 exons. Gene Ontology annotation, molecular function: GTPase activator activity. Bases 883 to 1761 code for a protein of 292 amino acids. The record is from RefSeq and is a predicted model, not a curated record. Lineage: Eukaryota; Metazoa; Chordata; Lepidosauria; Squamata; Varanidae. Gene Ontology annotation, biological process: negative regulation of TOR signaling; activation of GTPase activity.